Molecule: messenger RNA, 360 nt
Organism: Aspergillus fischeri NRRL 181
Lineage: Eukaryota; Fungi; Ascomycota; Eurotiomycetes; Eurotiales; Aspergillaceae
Exons: 2
Coding region: 1-360 (119 amino acids)
Source: RefSeq, a predicted model, not a curated record
AUGAGCCCGGUCAUACUCGUCAGCUAUCGGAUUUCCAAGAGAAACGAAGCUUUUGGAAGCCCUAUAUUGAAGCGAUAUUGCGUCAAGGCUGCGGCAGAAGAUAUCGCACCCCACGGCACCAUGUCAGAAUUCCAAGCGGUUGCAGUUCCCCCGGCAUCCAUGACCACGCUGAAGGUCCCGAUCAUUCUGGAUAAAGCAGAUGAUUGGUGGACGUGGCUUGCCUUCAUCAAGCAAUCGGCACAGGCGCGAAAGAUAUGGCAAUAUAUUGAUCCGAACGAUGAGACAAAUGAGACCGACGAGCCCGAAGAGCCUCAGCGGCCCGACCCGGAGGUAGAAUUCGAAGAUAUGACUGCCGAGUAG